GAAAAAUAUAUAUGUCAAAGUUCAAGAAAGACGAAAAGUUUUGACAGAGACUGCAGACGUUGUAAAUAAUAAAAUAUGACGUCUGUGCCUAAUUUGAAUUAUCAUCUUGAUGAUAACAACAUCUUUGAGACUGCAAAAGAUAUAUUCUUAGAAGUGAAGCCUAAUUGGAAGAGGAGUGAUAUCAAAUUCAAGAUCUUUGAUGAAGGUAUAACAAACAAACUAAUUGGAGGUUUUCAGGGAUCAAGUCUGAAAGAGGCUGCAGAUGUUGUUCUUAUUCGAGUGUAUGGUGAAAAGACGGAUUUAAUCAUUGACAGAGAUGCAGAGAAGAGAAAUAUGGUUGAACUAUAUGAAGCAGGCCUCUGUCCUCCUGUGUAUGCUACGAUUCAGAAUGGGUUGGUGUACGGAUUUGCUCCAGGACAGACAUUAGAUGAGAAGACAGUCAGAGACAAAGCCAUCAGAAUGCUUAUUGCAAAAGAAAUGGCCAAACUCCAUACUAUGAAACCUAAGCACAUAUCCAGCAAAAAAUGUGCUAUGUUUGACAAACUGAGAGAGUGGUUGGACAUCAUUCCUGAUAGCUUCUCUGAUCCACAAAUGAAUGAUAGAUUUAAGAAAGAAAUUAGGCCAAAAAGAGAUUUAGAGUUGGAACUGUCAGAAUUGGAGCAGCGUUUAGAGAAUUUGGGCUACCCAAUUGUCUUCUCCCACAAUGAUCUACUGCUGAAAAACAUCAUAUACAACCAGAAAGAAGGGAAAGUAACUUUCAUUGACCAGGAAUAUGGGAUGUACAACUAUCAACCUUUUGAUAUUGGGAACCACUUUUGUGAAUAUGCAGGUAUUGGGGAUGUGACAGAUUAUUCCUUAUACCCAGACAAAGACUUUCAGUUGUCAUGGAUACGUGAGUACCUGCAGGAGUGGUCUAGACUUGCAAGUGGUCCAACGGUGACUGAUGCCGACAUUUGGAAAUUAUACUGUGCUGUCAACAAGUUUGCACUGGCGGCACAUUACUUCUGGGGAGUAUGGGGAAUCAUACAGGCCAAAUACUCAGCCAUUGACUUUGAUUAUUUAGGAUAUGCUGUUAUUAGAUUUGAUGAGUAUUUUAAACGGAAAAAUGACUUCCUCUCCCUGCAAUGAAAGGCAAGACCAGUGUUGAUAAACAGGACUGUUUUUAUCAUUAUAUAGUGCAUUUACAUUCCACCAAAACAAGGGAGGAGGGUUGUCUUUUAUGAUGAUUUAUUGUAUCAAAUAUUUAUUAGUUAUUUGGAAUCAAGUAUUUCACAAGCAUAGUAGAUCUUGAUGCCUUGUUUUAAGAUUUAAGUUAUUCUGUUGCUCUAAAGAAGGAUGAAAGGUAAUUAUUUCAGAAUUGUUACAGAUAAAAUUGAUUGUAACAAAAUGAUAUGCAUACAUUUGAUUAUGAACAAGCUUCAUAUAUUUACCUUGAAUUUUUUGCACUUACCUAUUUUUCACGACUUACUUGUCAUUGUGGAGAAAAUUGAAGAAGAAAAAAUUCCUAUUUUUGUGUGGUAACAUUCAUAUAUGAUUUGUUAAAUUUUGAAUAAAAUCCAAUUACUGUUUUAUGGAUCUUUUCACAGAGAAAUUGCUUGGAAGAAAUUACCCUUUUUCCAUGUUUUUGUAAAAUCUUUUGUUGAGUCAGGUAUUGAAAUGUACAUUGUCAUUGCUCAGAAAGGAACGCUUGUCAUUUGACAUUCAGCGACCAGUUUACUAAGUUUGGUAGAAGUUAGUUUUCAAAACUAAUAUGGUAGGCUUUUGAAAGUUGAUAUAUUUGUCAUGUGCAGGAGCCUUAGGGCCGCAACAUACCCGAGUUGUUCAGUUAAGUAGUCAUUACAAUCUCUGUGAAAUAUUUUUCGAGGGGCAUUUGCAAUCAAUACAGUGACGUAACUUCCAUUGAGGCAACCGAGGCAGCUGCCUCGGUAAAAUAAACACCUUUUACGUUGUUAAAAUGUCAAUAGCUUCUGGGGGGGCGCAGCCCCCCAGACCCCCUGCCUCGGUAAUAUUCGAACCCAAGCUACGCCUAUGCAAUAGAUAGAUAAUAUAGAUAUUUGAAAUUGUAUUCUUAUAAAUGUACAUGUAUUUAGAUUCGAGUUUGUUCAAAUCAAGGUUAAGGAUUUUAUAUGUGGUGAAAUAUGUAUACUUCUCAAAGAAAUAUGUGAUAUGCUCCGAGAGAUAAAAUUGUCGUAUUAAUCAUUUGAUAAGAUGCAAGUUAAGGAGUGUGGCCUUGUCUACAGUUUAUGAGAUCCCUUUCUCUGUAACAACUCAGGUGAGUAUUGUGGCCCACUGGCCUCUUGGUGGCUGUGUGUGUUUUAGAUGUACGUUACAGAAUGCAGUACGACACACCGCAUGAAGCAUGAUUUUACAUGGUGAAUUUUACAUUUUUAACUAUGUUUAGUCAAAUGUUUGUGUUCGUUUGCAAUUCAUUUCAUCAUUAUGUAGAAUUGAAUUGUCGGGGUAUAUAACAUACAUGUAUCAGUGACUUUCUAAAUCUGGCUGUGAUAUAGAUAGAAGAAAAACAAGUUUAUUGUAACUAAUUGGGAUCCACGAUAUAUUGUUUGUGUGAAAUAUACGUGUUGUGUACCAGACAUUGUGUCCGGAUGAUAUAUUGUUUGUGUGAAAUAUACGUGUUGUGUACCAGACAUUGUGUCCGGAUGAUAUAUUGUUUGUGUGAAAUAUACGUGUUGUGUACCAGACAUUGUGUCCGGAUGAUAUAUUGUUUGUGUGAAAUAUACGUGUUGUGUACCAGACAUUGUGUCCGGAUAUUGUAUAUUGGCCAUUAUUUAUCAUAAAACAUUUACAAAGUA
Ostrea edulis (European flat oyster) is the source of this 2810-nucleotide messenger RNA. RefSeq names its product ethanolamine kinase 1-like. Gene Ontology annotation, molecular function: ethanolamine kinase activity. The coding region runs from base 76 to 1128 and encodes 350 amino acids. The transcript has 8 exons. Lineage: Eukaryota; Metazoa; Mollusca; Bivalvia; Ostreida; Ostreidae. The record is from RefSeq and is a predicted model, not a curated record. Gene Ontology annotation, biological process: phosphatidylethanolamine biosynthetic process. Gene Ontology annotation, cellular component: cytoplasm.